UGUACUGGAAUGGAGAAGGUGAUAUGCCCAGUCAAUCGGAUCUAGAUCGUCUCGUACAGCAGAAUUCGACGAGUAUCAUGAGUUUUCAGUCUAACCUCACAGACAGCUACCACUCUCAGAUAUCUGAACAUUCGGAAUCAAAGGAAGAAGAGAUCAGCCUCCUUUUGAACAAAGUGAAAUCUCAGAACAAAGUGGAAGCAAGCAAAAUUCUUCUUGCCAUGUCAAGCACCGCCGAAAACUGUAUCACAAUGAGACACUGUGGCUGCCUUCCUCUUCUGGUAGAUCUGCUGCACCAACCGGAGGAAAACUCGAACAGUUCGUACCACGUGAUGCACGCGAAGAGGGCUCAAUUCGAAGUGAGGGAGAGGGCAAGUCAGGUGCUGCACAAUAUCGUCCUCUCACAGCCGGACGAUAAGAGGAGUAGGAGGGAAGCGAGAGUACUGAGACUACUGGAGAAUAUCAGGGACUACUGCGACUACCUCAGGAGCAUCGAGGGAGACGACAACAGAAAUGUAGGGGGAGGAGAAGGAGCUGAGAAGCAACAACUUGGAUCAUCUGUUGCCUCCCUUAUGAAACUCUCAUUCGAUGAAGAUCACAGACAUUCUAUGUGCCAACUAGGUGGACUGCAGGCUAUUGCUGAGUUGUUACAGGUGGAUCAAGAAGUGCAUGGUUGUAACAAUGACCAAUACUGUGUCAUGAUCCGAAGGUAUUCAGGUAUGGUACUGACCAACCUGACUUUCGGAGAUGGAGCAAAUAAAGCCCUACUCUGUUCCAUGCGUCCCUUCAUGGAAGCUCUGGUAGCUCAGCUCUACUCACCCAGUGAAGACCUCAGACAGGUGACGGCUAGCGUGUUAAGAAACCUCUCUUGGAGGGCGGAUCCUGCGAGUAAGAGAAUGCUUCGUGAAGUGGGUGCCGUCACGAUGUUGGUGAAGGCAUCGAUGGAAGCCGAAAAGGAAUCAACAUUAAAAAGUAUUUUGUCCGCUCUUUGGAACCUCUCAGCACAUUGCAGCGCUAAUAAGGCUGACAUUUGUCACGUAGACGGAGCACUGGCCUUCCUCGUCAGCACACUCACUUAUAAAAGCAAAUCCAAAACUCUCGCCAUCGUGGAAAACGGUGGAGGCAUUCUCCGAAACGUGUCCAGCCACAUCGCCAUACAGAACGACUAUCGCGUCAUCCUCCGUAAACACAAUUGCCUUCAAAUUCUCCUUCAACACCUCAAGUCUCCUAGUCUUACGGUGGUCAGUAAUGCUUGCGGCACCCUCUGGAAUCUUUCCGCCAGGAACGCCGUCGAUCAAAGAACACUGUGGGAAAUGGGUGCAGUCGGUAUGCUAAAAAAACUCAUCAAUUCAAAGCACAAGAUGAUAUCCAUGGGCAGUUCGGCGGCUCUCAAAAAUCUACUCUCCGCCAAGCCGUCUGGUGUCGGCUUCUGUGUCUACGGAGAAAACUACAAAAGCAGCGAUGAUGCGCCUUCUCUGAUGGUGCGCAAGCAAAAAGCCCUCAACACCGAAUUAGAUGAAAACUUGACCGAGACCUACGAUAUAACGGACAGUCCAAAAACAAGUCCAGUGAAGCAAGCGAACACUACCGACAAACAAAACAGAACACGGAGACACAUAUCUCCGUCAGCCCGCUACAUGACGAAUCAAAAACUUAAAAACGAACUCAGUUUACCUAACAGAAAUAUCAAUGGUUACGGUUUAAACAAUUCGGUUGUAGUCGAGGAGAAACAUAACGGAGCUUUUCAGGUGACAAAGAAUGCGAAGCAAGCCUUAAGUUACAAACAAAAUCAAAAUAAAAACCAGCAGAGUGGGGAAGUGACUCAGCCGGACAGGAAACCAUCAGACACUGAAAGCGGUCUAGUUUGUCCUAGUGGGGAAAAUAAUAAGCAUUCCUUUUCAUCUACUCAAUAUAAUGUACCAAAAGUCAGUAGUUCAGACAAUAUAAACAACAAAUGUAUGAAAAAAGAAAUCACUAGCGGUCUCCGAAAUGUAAACAUUCCCUCACAACCCGAGUCUUCCCAACAAUCUGUGCAGAAACCUAUCGUGAUUGAGAGCAAAAUACCCCUUCCGAAAUCCUUCAUUCCCCAACGAAGUCAGAGCUCAUCCCCUGUGGCUCAGAGAAAAUCAGCUUCUCAAGCAGAAAACCAUUCGAAACAGACUGUUGACAUAAACAUCACCCACCCUAAGCGCGCGUGGACCUCGAACGUGGAAAAGGAGGACAAUGAACCUGAGCAGGUCCCUGUCAACUUCAGCAAGAGACAAGGUAAGGAACACGUCAAAGAGGGACACAAACUAUUCGUGUCUCGAAUUCAGGAGUGCUCAAGUGAGGUGCUACACAGGACAGAGAGUGCGCCGCCACUCUCUCACUGUGAUUUGGACGAGGGCAUCACGGGAGAUGGACGCUGCUCCCUUAAUAUCAAAACGAAUACAGGAGUGAGGAUGAUCAAAAACCACCCAUUAUUGGUGAAUGCCAGUAACUAUCGGGGCGAUGAAGGAAAUGAUUUUGAAUCACGCUACUUACAGAAGCACGAUCAUUAUGGAGACAUUGAGAGAGGGAAGACGGUAGACUUUUCCGUUCAGAGUGACUAUGAAAUUGAUGAAACUUUGUCGAUGAUGUCCAGAAGUAGCUCAAUGGCGUCCAUUAGCAGUUUUGAUCAACAAUCCUUGGCUGACGAAGAAAGUUUCGCCAGUGAUCUCAGCCACAGAAGUAGCGAUAUUGAGUCACCAAGUGAAUUAUCUGAGUGUCAAACAGCACCCUCCAGCCCAGUAAAAACUCAGGAAACAGGCAGAGAGGCAAUCGAACACUCGAAUCACACAAUGGAUGAUCAAGAUCAAAGGGAUGAUGCUGAAUGUGAUGAAGAGAGGAUACUUCCGACAUCCGGUGUAGACGUAUCGACUCCAGAACUGUCAGAAGUUAGCCAGGGAGCACGACAGAAAACCUUCCAGGAGAAGCAUCCAAAAGUAAACACUUUUGAUGGAGGACGCGUAAAGCUCAAAAAUCUAGAUAUCAAAGACGGAGACAUCGACGUUUUUUCAGACAACGAGGAAAAAGGGAAAGAAGACGAACGAAAGGCUGAAAAGACGAGGUUGUUCAGGAUACCAGAAUCUCCCGUCGACAAAAAGGGUUCGACAACAAAUGGAACGGAUAGUGGGUCAAUCAGCAAAUCUGAUGACAUCGUGAAUGCUAAAGUAAUAGUUGACGCAAAAGGAAACAGAAGACAUGACAGGCAAGUGAAAUCUAUUCGUGGUGAUGCUGAAUCAGUGACGAAUCAUUUGAGCUUUUUAAUGGGUCAAAAUAGGAGCGGCGAUCCUCUGGAUGUGCAGCAAUGUGUUUUUAGUCCCGAAGAUUUUACAAUAGCUUCCCAACUGGACGAAAGCGAAAAUCAAGAAAUGUCUGUGAAAACUGAGGACUCUGACAACAGCUAUUUUACUUGUUAUACGGAAACUCUGUCUUCUGGAAAGGACAAAGAUCGCAGAUCUGAUACAUCAGACAAUUUUCAAACAUUGAAUGAUUCGCCUUGUCCACAUGAAACCUCUAAACCAAAGUCUUCCGAAGAAGUCUCAGAAAAAGACAUUGAUUGCAGCGAAAGAGAUGAAGAUGACGAAACUAUGAUUAGGUCGAGCAUUUUAGAUGAAGCUAAAGAAAUAGCUCAAGCUCUGUUGGGAGCUAGAGUGGACAGCACCGAAGACAUGACGGUCAGCACUCUGAGUUGCCUUUCAGAUAUUGAUGGGGUUAGACCCCCGUCUGUCAUGGCAGAAAUAGGCUGUUUGAGUAUGAAUAGUAGCACAACGUCUGAGGAAAAUCUGAAAAUAGCUGUCACUAAAGAAUGCCAAAAAUUAUUUGGUGCAAAGCAUCUGAAAAAAUCUCUAUUGAGAGAACUUCAAAUAGGUCGUCUCGCAACAGAUUUCGGUACAGGUGAUCUUUCUAAGGGAUCGAACGAUUCUGGCGAGAGAAGCAGCUGUGGGUCAGAACUUUUGGGAAACAUCAACCCACCUUCCAUGCUAGACGAAAUCUCUCUCACAGCCAGUCUCGAAGGUUCAGAGAAUGAACAACAGCGCAACUCAGCGAAGGUGUAUAGAAACGAUAGUAUGUCGGAAAGGAUGAAUGAUGCCGCAGCCAUUACAAAACUUUAUGCCAAAGAACUCUCGCAAAUCACGAAAAAUGCAGACACUCUGUCUGAUGACUUGGUUUUAAAUAUGAAGAUUACUUCAGUUGUGCCAGAAAUCACGGAGGUAACGAUCGCGGAUGUCACCGAGAUUGGCUGCGAUACGAUUGGUUCUGAUACCGAAGAUGAUCUGCCUUGUGACGAGGAAGAGUUUGAGUCAGAGGACACUCCAACAAAAAGAAAAGAAGAAGAUAGUUUGGAGAAUUUGACUCUCACCGAAGAACCACCAGUCAUCGAUCAGCAGAACAUCUGCUUCAUGACAGCCGAUCAAUUAAAAGCUCUGCAGGAGAACGCUGACAUGAUCCUCAACACUUUGAGAGACGUCGAAAUCUCUGACGAAGAGAUGGGUGGAGUCUCCAAUGGAGAUAUGCUGGAAGAUGAAACUAUGUCUCUCGUCUCCAACGAAUCUGAUGAAGAAUUAUUCCUGUCUCCAGACACACAGCAAAAGGGAGUUUCACCAAAGCCUUCAUCGGAUUGCGUGCUGUCUCCAACCUACAAUGGUAUGGUCGCUCUUCCUCAGAAUGCAUGCAAAUUAUCUUCGAAAUAUUCCGUCAGGAAAUCAUCGCUCCCUCAGUUCUCCCCUCGUAAGAAACCCAUUCCUCGAGGAGAACAGCAGCAAACAGUCGUCCCCAGCGGAAGUUUUGAUACAGAAGGUGGUGUAUUUGACACUAGAACUUUCACAAGAAAGAGAUCAAACAUUCCGAAAGACUUAAUUCCAUCUAUUCCAGUAAGUUCACAGUCUGAAACAAACUCACCCAGUAGUCCAAAAUAUAUCAAUUCAAAACCAGAAGUAAACAAGCCAGUUCCCAGCAGAAUAGUCGGAAUAUGGAAAAACUCUGGAAAAGUUCGAUCGAAAAGUGCCGCUGACAUCAGUCGUGGCUCCAAACUUCAAGCGUUGACGUCUGGAAAUAACUUAAGCAACUUUAACAAAGAUGAAGUCAAGAAUAACGGGAUGACCCCACAAAGAUCCUUUGAAAGUUCAGAUCCGACAUUCGAAAUUGAAGAUGGCAAAGGUGUCCGAAGACCGAGUUCCCUUGCCCUCGUCCACCAAUCACCCAGGCACCUCCUGAAAGGUCUUCCCCAGAGACAAAAGACGGAAGAUUCCAAAAAGGCAGUCCUGUCUCCAAGUGGCUCCAACAUUCCGAAAAGUUUCAUUCCCAGUCGUCGAUCUUUCAUUCCGACUCCAGCUAAAUUAGGGGAGAACUAAAGAACUCUGUCCUCCGAAUCAUUGUGUGCCUCAUUCUUACAGAAUAGUAACUAGUCUAUAACUGUAUAUACUCGGAAAAAUUUCAUUUAGUUCCUACCUCCUCUUCUCUGCAUUUCCAGGAUGUGAAACAGAUUAUUCGAUAGAUUCCUCAAGAAAUGAUGUGGAAUCUUUUCUGCUUGUCCUCAAAAGCAAGUUUUUACAAGAUUUGGUGCUGUUGGUGCACAAAUGAAAGUUAAAAUAACUGGCAUAUACUAGUUUGUGUGCGCGUAAUUUCCUUUUCAAUUACAAUUUUGUUUGCUUUAAAAAAAAUUGCGUAUUUCCUUAUAAGGCGAAGUGUUUCUUGUGAAAAGAAGUGUUUGCUAUUACAUUCGAAUUUUUUUUAAGAUUCGUGAUUUUGUUGUUGUACUAAAGCAAAACAAAAGUUAAGCAAACUGCUCUCAUAUCAUUUUUUUAAUUGUUAUUAUUAUUAUUAUUUUCACACUUUUAGGCUGUACACCAACAGGAUUCGCUAUUUAAGAAUUUCAAUUUUCCUUCCAAGGAACUUAUGAAAAAACCUUUAUCACUAAAGUGAAUGAAGUAGUCGGCCACACACUUCGGUUUGCCUACUACUACUUCUUGGGGAUGGUGCUUCUUGGAAAGAAAAAGUGUAUUCGUUGUAUUAUAAAUCCCUACCCCAUUAUUUAAUCUCAUUCGAUACUAUAAUUAUUAAAUCUAUAGCAAAUGAAGCAUCCUUAUUAUUAAAAAAUAAAGUUGUGUAGCCUAUUAAUCUGCAUCUAUAGUUUCGAAUUAGGAAAUCCCUUUGUGCAUAAAAGUCCAGUUUAUAAUCAAAAGGUUUGUAAAUCAUAUUCAGGUAAAAUAUUUACUUCUCUAUUCACUUAAAGGGCAAAACAAUCGGCUUAAUUUCUAGACAGAGAAAAGCAAAAACUUUUGAAUCAGAAAUGCAAAAAUGCGCUGUGGUAAUCUCAAGUAAAAAUAGAAUCCUGAAAUGGACAUUCUAAAACACUCUUUUAGGCCCAUCUUUGAAAUUUUUUAGGGAAGUCGACAAAACUACAAUAAAAUUUGAUAGUUCGCCACUACCAAAAUGUGUUUUUGAAUUAAAGGAAAUAUCAUAUAUUACGGUGCAUAAGUCGACUUUUCAGGGCCCGAAAAUUUUACGAAAAUCAGGGGGGGGGGGGUCAAAUUAUGCUGGAAAUAAAAUCGGACAUUCGUUGAUCUUGAAAUAUAGAUGCAUUACAAACAUUGAGAUAGAUGUUAAUAACUCAGUAUCUAUUUAUCCUUUAAAUCACUAUUGUUAAUGUGUUAUUUACAUUUAUUUUCUCGCUUUCUCCCAUCAAAUUUUUCUCUACAUAUGAAGGUUGUUUUUGAAAUAAUACUAUAAACUUAGAAAUUUUUCUUAAGUAUUCAAUUUCUGAAAUUUUUAUAUUUUGUUUUUUUCCAGCAAUCAACUUAUAUCCACGACAUACCAGAAAUUUCGUAAUCAGGGGGUAGACUUAUAUACCGAGAUAUAUGUUGUACAUAUAUAUAAAAAUAACUUAUACCAUAAAAAGAAACCAAAUGAAAACGAACUUUAAGGAACAGAAAAUUUAGAAAAAGUAGAGGUUUUUCUCAGGAUGCGCUACUUUGCAAUUUAUUUUGAACUAAAAAACAAUUAUCACAAAAUAUACGAUACGAAGAUUAGAUAUAUAAGAUAUAUUCAUAUGUCAAUACCUUAAAAAACAUAAUGGGAAUUCGAUUUUAAAGAAGAAAGACAAAAAAAAAGGAAAAAUUACUUACCAGCACAACUGCUACGUGCUGCCAUACUAAAAAAAGUUAAAACUAGUUUGACCUGUCUAAAACUUACUAAUAAUCCUAAAUGGACGAAAAAUUUUGAUAGCUUACAUGGCAUUAAUGGCAAAGUUAGUACUCUAGUAUUUUAAAUUUAGGGCUGUCAUUUAAGAAAAAGUAAAGGUUGAUAUAGAAUAAUCUGACUAAACCAAAAUUUAAAAAAAGAAAUUGAAAAGAAAUAAAAAAAUUUCAUGAAAUAAAAUUUAAAUACAUGCAAUGAAAGAAAGUAUUUUUUUAUUUAGAACAAAUUUUAGAGAAUGUAUUUUUUAUUUAUUCAAUUUUAGAAAGGAAUUUAUCCAUUUAUCUGCAUAUCUAUCUAAGAUAUAUAUCUGUAGCUAAAAGAAAAUAACCACAAAGACAAAUUCUUUACCCUAUUAAUCCCCUUUCAUGGCGAGAAGUAAAAACUAAUUUAUUAAGAAAGAAGAUUCUGAUCAUGUGCAAUUCUUUAAAGGUGUUAUUUAUUCAUUGAUUUCAUGUUUAUGUUCAAUAAUAACUUUCAUUCUACUUUUUACUAUGUGUGUAUAUAGUGUACAGUCAAUGUUAGGGGUAAUUUUAUUAAAAGAAUGACGAAUGGCAUUUUUCACUCAUCCGUAUCGUUAAAGAGUAAAAAGACUCAUGUGAUGAGAUAUGAACUGAAAUAAUGUUUGUGUAUGGAAUGUAGCGAGUGAAACAUAUUUAUAAUAUAAAUUAUAGUUUAUGUAUGAGUUGUUCAAAUGACGUAUUUGAAUGUACUUGAUGAUGAUUUACGAUAAAAGUAUUGCUGUAAAAAACACAUUCCUUAUGAUGUCAAUAAAGAUAUUUCAAAGUAAAA
Molecule: messenger RNA, 8007 nt
Organism: Parasteatoda tepidariorum (common house spider)
Lineage: Eukaryota; Metazoa; Arthropoda; Arachnida; Araneae; Theridiidae
Biological process (GO): nervous system development; cell fate specification; negative regulation of canonical Wnt signaling pathway
Cellular component (GO): catenin complex; cytoplasmic microtubule; beta-catenin destruction complex
Molecular function (GO): microtubule binding; beta-catenin binding; gamma-catenin binding
Source: RefSeq, a predicted model, not a curated record